UUGAUAUCGACGGCUUGACUACUGACGAAAGUCUGCGGAUCUGUAGAGAGGAACAGGCCUGGACUCUCAUUAAUCCCGAAAGAAGAAAACACAAAAAAAAAUCCAAUUUAGUGGAAUAAUAAGAUCAUUCGAAAACAGAUAAUUUCUAACUCAGAGUUCACAUGAAUUCUUCAUAAGAAAACACAAAGGAAAAUUUUAAAAAUGAUGUUGACUUUGAGAGAACCAAACUGCACAGCUGGAGCACAAAUGUUCAAAGAUGCUUAGACUUCUACAUACAAGAACAUCAACCGAGUUUAAGGUGUUUGAUCUUUUCAAUGAAGAAAUAAAAAUAUAUACCUUUUAACUGAUGCCCUUCACAGAAUUUGGGGUGUACUUGUAAAGCUGGCUGCUUAUCCCUACGGACAAAGUUAAGCACAUUAUUGGAUUUCAACUCCCUUUUGUUUGUUCCCGUGGGCCAUCUAUCUCCAUUAAAAAGGUACCUACUUGGAAGAGACUGAUCGCUCCUCUGGGAAGGAUUUCUCCACCCCAGCCCCCUUCCGUCAGCUGUGUUUGACACCCAAUGGUAUAAAGUCUCCCACCCACCUUGAACCCUGAAUCCCUACUCGCGUGUCAGGAUGACGGAGGCGUGGCAACAGCAUGCUGUGGCCCCUCCCCCCGUGGUGCACACCAUCCCUCCCGGUGCAGAGAGUGCACUGGGGUGUGCAGUCUACGGGAUCGUCCUGCAAACAGACCCCGCCUUACAACAGCAGCAGCAGCAACAACAACAGCAGCAGCAGCAGCAGCAACAACAUGCUGCCCAGGCACAGCAGUCCGCCCUACAGGUUGGAGAAGGCGGGCAUAAGUGUGGAGCUUGUGGCCAUGACAUCUCUCAUCUGGCCAACCCUCAUGAGCACCAGUGUAUGGUGGGCCAGGACCGGUCCUUCCAGUGCACUCAGUGCCUCAAAAUCUUCCACCAGGCUACCGACCUUCUGGAACACCAGUGUGUCCAGGUAGAGCAGAAACCCUUUGUCUGUGGGGUCUGCAAGAUGGGCUUCUCUCUCCUCACCUCCCUGGCCCAGCACCACAAUGCUCACAGCAGCACUAACCCCAUGAAAUGCUCCAUCUGUGAGAAGACCUACAGGCCCAACUCAGCAGGGGCUGGUAACACCACCCCAACAUCUUCAGCUAGCAAUCCUCAGCAGCCCUCAGUCGAGGUCCCUGAUAGGUCAGGGGCAGUAGUAGGGGGUACUGCCAGCGCCGGAGGUGUAGUAGUGGGUGCCUCAGCCCCGACAGAAUUUGAGGCCUCCUCCCCUGACCGACCAUACAAGUGCUCAAUCUGCCAGAAGGGCUUCCGGCACCUGUCGGAGCUGUCACGGCACGAACGAGUGCAUACAGGAGAGAAGCCAUACAAGUGUGACGCCUGCGAUAAGAGUUUCAGCCAGUCUUCGCACCUGGCUCACCACCAGCGCACCCACAGUGCUGAGCGACCCUACAAGUGCGCGGCCUGCGAGAAGAGCUUCAAGCACCGCUCCCACCUGGUGCGUCACAUGUACGCCCAUUCCGGAGAGCACCUCUUCAAGUGCAACCUGUGUGAGAUGCACUUCAAGGAGUCCUCUGAGCUCCUGCACCACCAGUGCACCCCAGCAGGAGAGAGACCCUUUCGUUGCGCCACCUGCGGCAAGGGGUUCAAGCGCCCCUCAGACCUGCGGCAGCAUGAGCGCACCCACUCUGAAGAACGUCCCUUUCAGUGUGAAGAGUGCCAGAUGAGCUUCAAGCAACAGUACGCUCUGGUGCGCCACCGGCGCACCCACAAGACUCAUGACCGCCCUUUCAAGUGCAACCUAUGUGACAAGGGCUUCCUGCAGCCCUCUCAUUUGCUCUACCACCAGCAUGUGCAUGGCAUUGAGAGCCUCUUCAAGUGUGCGUCCUGCCAAAAAGGCUUUAGCCAGUCCGGGGACCUGCUGCGGCACAAAUGUGGCGGUGCAGCGUCAGCCAUGGCUGCUGUCGACAGGCCGUACAAAUGCGAUAUUUGCGGCAAGGCUUACAAGAAGUCCUCCACCCUUCAGCGGCACCAGAACUCGCACUGUGCCGAGAAGCCACUCAAGUGCACCCUCUGUGACCGACGGUUCCUGUCCUCCUCUGAGUUUGUGCAGCACCGCUGUGACCCGGCACGUGAAAAACCCCUCAAGUGUCCGGACUGCGAGAAGCGGUUCAAGUACUCGUCUGAUCUGCAGAGGCACCGACGUGUCCACACCGGGGAGAAACCAUUCAAGUGUCCCAGCUGUGACAAAGGGUUCAAGCAGCGGGAGCACCUGGCCAAGCACCAGAGUGUGCACGCGCGAGAGGCCCAGUUUAAGUGUGUCUGGUGCGGCGAGCGCUUUGGAGAUCUUGUGGCACUGCAAGAGCACAGUGUCCAGCACACUGCCGAGGGAGGCGGUUACCCUGUCCCACCCUGCAUACAGUAACUGGCAAGCGCAGACACACCACUAAAUCACACCCAGUCCUCCCCACUACCACCCCCACAGUCUGGGACACUGACUCUCAGAGAGACUGGUCACACUUUUUUGCAGCGUAUGUGUGUGUUUUUGGUCAGUAGGGGUACCUCCCUUCUUAAAGACUUAUUUUUUAUAUUGUUUUCCACCAGCUAGCUCAACUCUCCUUCCUUCUUGGCCCCAGACUUUGUUUUAACUGGGGAAGGGUAUUGUUUUACUGGGGAGAAUAAGGGGGAGGGGGGCAAGUCAGCCACUUAUCCCUACUUCUAUGAGACAGCUUUAUUUGGGUAGGGGGAUUCAUUUUAUUCAAAGGGAUAAUACAGCUUGAUGAACAAGAUUUGUGUGCCCACUCUCCUCCCCCGCAACCUUUUUUUAUUCAGGCUGACUAAAAAAAAAAAAAAAAAAAAAAAAAUCUAUAUUUAUUUAACUGCAAUGAGGGAUUGUCCGUUUUCUAAUGGGGAAACGGGCCUAGACAACCCUUUUUCUGGGGUCUAAUUUCAACUGUAAUGAAAAGUUUUUGUAUUUUUCUGAAAAUGACUACCCCCUUCAUCCCAAAGACUUUUCCUUGUGUCUCUGUUCCUGUAAAAAGGAUCAAGAAGAAAAUUGCGUGCUGUUCUGUCCGUAAGGAGGUUCUUGCCAAUCCCUUGACUCUCCAGGCAGCACAAGGAAGGGCUCUGUUCCAUAUCUCUCUUCUGUUGCUGAUGCUCUAAGAUUUUGAACCAGUUAAUUGGGAGGUUCUAUUGUGUUUGUAUACAAACUGUAGACAGCUGCUGGGCCAACAACAACAGAACCUAUUCAGCCACUUUGUUUUGUCAAUAGCUGCGUGAAGUUUAGUUUGCUAGCAGAGUUGAAAGACCCUACAAAUUCAAUACCGGGUAGUCUCAGGUUAUGACAAUAGCAUCACAGUACAGCAUGGAGUCUAUAAACGUUUCUGUAAAACAAAACCUGAUAAAUUAGGUUUAUUCCGUAGGCUGUUGGCAGCAAUGCCAUAAUGUCUUUAGUCCAAUAAUUCUAGACACAGACUUCUAGUUCUGUGUAGCAUGCAUCAAACUUGACAUGGGCAUCUGUCUUGUCCAGAAGGGAGAGGGGGGCAGUUUGUAAUGGCAUUCUCUGCUUUUAUCUACUUUUGGGACACAAAAUUUGACAAAGUUCUUAAAACUGCAAGUUUGUUACUUCUACUGGACCCUAUAUCCCGAAACCCGUACCAAGAGAAUUUGGUAGCACAUAGGAUUAGGAGCAGGUGCUGCAUUAUAUAAUGCCAGGCGUUUACCCCCUUGCAGUGUGUUUGUAUUUCUGUUGUCUUCUAUUUCUGGUGAACUUGUAGCCAGAAGGGUUCUUGCUUUCUGCAAAGAUGCAUUCCACAUGCCCUUGCCCUGGGGACAGGGUGCUAGACAAGAUCAGUGUGGGACUGAAGGCCAGCAAAUAAAGGCUUGCAGGAAGGAGAAACAGAGGUGGGGUUGUGUUCAUGAAACUCAGUAAGUGUGUUUCAUUGUAGCUUUUCUUCCAUUCUCCCUAAGAUGGUGAAAAUAUGGAAGUAUUUUAAGCUGCAUAUACAAAGUGUUGGAUUAGGCAAUGGUGCGCCUGUUCUCCCUUACUAUAGGAUAAAUAGUAUAAUAGGUACCAAAACCAGUCUCUCUUAGAUUCCAGAGAGACCCGAAAAAAAGUUAACUAGUUGUUUAAUGAGGAAGCUAUUCCACUAAAGGUCCAACAAACGCUCUCUCCCUGGUUAUGUGUAUAUAUAUAUGUAUAUAUAUAUAUGUAUAUAUAUAUGUAUAUGUAUAUAUGUAUAUGUAUUAGUUCAUAUACUAACAGAUCCUUACAUGUUUCCCUCAAAGCCCCUAACCUUUUGUAAGGUCCCCUUGUAUUAUGUACAUAUAUAUAUAUUAUGUAUGUUAAUAUGUUUGAGUUAUGUAGUAGGAAUUGCAUUAUGCGUGUUUAUAAGCUGCAUCUGCCAACUUGUUUGUAGUUACUUUUAUUUUGUCUGAAGUAUUAGUGUUUUGAAAUGUGUAACAGGAGGAAACUUUUAAAUGCUAUGUAAAGUUAAUAAAAGUAUCACUGUCAA
Messenger RNA from Acipenser ruthenus (sterlet), 4533 nucleotides. Its product is annotated as zinc finger protein 319-like. Lineage: Eukaryota; Metazoa; Chordata; Actinopteri; Acipenseriformes; Acipenseridae. The transcript is spliced from 2 exons. The record is from RefSeq and is a predicted model, not a curated record. Bases 615 to 2444 code for a protein of 609 amino acids.